AUGGAAAAACCGACAGCGACUCCUUGGCCAAAGGCAGAAGCAACGUCGUCGAAUUCCUCAAAAACAAUAGCCAACGACGUUUCUGCUGAAUAUGUUUCUGUUAUCACUGGUUUCUUUAAAAAAUUAGGAGUUUCACACUCCAAUUCUAUCCCAGAUUUUUGCAAUACCAAGUACUUCUACUCCCAUCUCAUUCGCGACGCAAUCAAACCCGACCAAGUCCUACGUGGCCGAAUCACCUGUCUCUUAACUGUCACACCCGUUCUCGCUAAUAUCUAUGGUUCGUUGCAUGCAGGGGCUAUUGCGGCAAUUGCUGAGAUGGUGUCAAUCGCUUGUGCUAGAAGCGUGGUGGCUGAGGAUAAGGAUAUUUUUCUUGGAGAUAUGAGCAUUUCAUAUCUCUCCGCUGCUCCAAUCCAUGCAGAGCUGAUAGUCGAUGUCUCUGUGCUAAGGAGUGGAACAAAUUUGACUAUUGUUGCAGUGGAGUUCAAGCUCAAGAAAACCGGGAAGUUAGCCUAUACUGCUCGCGCUACAUUCGAUAACAUGCCCAGUGCCAAGUUAUGA
Molecule: messenger RNA, 558 nt
Organism: Quercus lobata
Lineage: Eukaryota; Viridiplantae; Streptophyta; Magnoliopsida; Fagales; Fagaceae
Exons: 3
Coding region: 1-558 (185 amino acids)
Molecular function (GO): fatty acyl-CoA hydrolase activity
Source: RefSeq, a predicted model, not a curated record